GUGGUAAAGUCACGGUGCCACGUCGAAGCAACGAUCUCACACUCCUCUAUAAAAAUGUUCCUUCCUUCUGACUGCACUCACUGCAGCAACAACUCACCUCCUAACGCAGCAACAACUCACCUCCUAACGCAGCAACAACUCGCCUCCUAACGCAGAAACAACUCGCCUCCUAACGCAGAAACAACUCGCCUCCUAACGCAGAAACAACUCGCCUCCUAACGCAGAAACAACUCGCCUCCUAACGCAGAAACAACACGCCUCCUAACGCAGCAACAACUCGCCUCCUAACUCAGAAGAAGAAGAAGACGGCUUCAGAGGCUCCAUCGAACAUCUUUCUCCUCCAAAAGAGAUGGCCGGUCUGUGUUGGAUGGUGGUGGCGGUGGCCUUCAGCCUGUCUAUUGGAAACAGUGUGGCUGAGAUUCCGGAUUGGCUGACACAAACUGUGCAAACAAUCAAGAACAGGUACUUCAUACCCAACAUGCAGUUCAGUUUGGCUGCAAACAUCCCAGUGGACCAGAACCAGCUUGAGAAUGCCUUCAAUGCAGACGAUCCUGCCCUUGUGAAAACAAAGCUUGAAAGUGAUGAAGUGUACGAAGGUACCAAUGUGGUUGUAGCAAAACCUAAACAUAUGAUCGGGUAUGAUGAUCAUGCAGAGAACAUUGUACUGGACAAAAUAGGUCCUUUAGUUGCCGGAAGUGAGGGUAAUAGGCUGAUCUUCUAUUCUUACUUUUCUCCAUGUGCUGAUAAGUGUGCAAGCAAGACCCAUCCCUACAGAAUCUUAAAGAAACUUAAAAAAGUCUUUGAUGCCUAUUGGGAAGAUUCUGCUUUUGUGUUUACCAGAGUAUAUGACAUGAAUGGUGACAUUCCUGAGGGCAAUAUUAAAGAGAGCCUUACAAAUCUUGGAAGAUCUGUUCGUCAAAACAACAUAUUCCGUUGCUACACGCCAUACAAAAGUGUAUUCACAUGCAUCAGCUGCUUCAUCGAUGGAAAUCUUGCAGAGGCGUGUUUUAAAAACUAGGCAUUUAAAUGUGUCUAAGCCUCAACAAGGGGCGUAGGGGAGUAGAAGUGAUUGAGGUCCAAUUGAUGGAGAUCCGAACACAAACACAACUGGGUAAAUUGUGUUUUUAAAAAGAUUAUAUAUGCUUAACAACACGCUUUCUCCUUUUAACUAAGCUUAUUGCACCGACACAAACUCUGUAUUUACAGUACUGAUGUCAUUGUACUCUGUAUCUCUGUAAAGCAUUGUUAUGUUUGUUUUUU
Sebastes umbrosus (honeycomb rockfish) is the source of this 1260-nucleotide messenger RNA. RefSeq lists its product as uncharacterized. The transcript has 3 exons. The record is from RefSeq and is a predicted model, not a curated record. The coding region runs from base 350 to 1018 and encodes 222 amino acids. NCBI's taxonomy places the organism in Eukaryota, Metazoa, Chordata, Actinopteri, Perciformes, Sebastidae.